AUAUCUUCAUAACCGUCGAGAGCUGAGAUGAGAAAUGACGAAAAAGGACGAUGAUGAAGAUUCCCAAUCUUCCAGACGAUUUGGAAUCGGAAAUACUCUGCAGGGUUCCGGCGAAGUCUCUAACGAAACUGAAAACUACUUGUAAAAGAUGGCACGCUUUGUUCAGAGAUCCGAGAUUCGUGAAGCAGAACUUGGGUAAAUCAGCGAGGGAAGUGAUGUUACUGAUGAAUCAUAGGGUUCACUCAAUUAGCGUCAAUCGCCAUGGAAUUCACGACGGAGUUGAUGCAUCUAUGGAGUUCUCAGGUAAACUCAUCAGGCUAAGCGAUUCGAAAGAUGUCAAAGUAUCUACAAUCUUUCAGUGCGAGGGUUUGGUAUUAUGCAUCAGCAGCACCACAAAUGGGAACAAUAGACUUGUUGUUUGGAACCCAUGUACGGGUCAAACAAGGUGUAUCAAACCUAGAACGUGUUACAGGCGUGAUGAUAGCUAUGCUCUUGGAUACGUAAACAGCAAAUUUUCUUGCCAUAGCUACAAAAUCUUGAGGCUUUGCCGUUAUUACAACGAUCAGAAACUCCGGGUUGCUGUGUUUGAAAUCUAUGAUUUUGGAUCUGAUUCUUGGAGGGUUCUUGAUGAUGAUAUGAUUUGGGGCAUAUUUUCUGCUGGCGUUUCUUUGAAUGGAGAUACUUUUUGGAUUGGUGGAGACAAAGAAACUGGUUUUUUCUUGAUGUAUUUCGAUUUCACAACAGAGAGAUUUGGGCGUUUUCCUCUUCCGUAUCAGAGUUUCGAUUAUGAAGAUAUCGCGGUUCUAUCACUUGUUAGGGAAGAAAAACUCUCCUUGUUGAAUCAGAAUCUUCAUAGAAAUUCAUCAGAGAUGAAGAUAUGGGUGACCAAUAAGUUUGAUGAGGCCAAAGACUUGUCAUGGAGCCAGUUCCUAGUAGUGGAUUUUGAUAAAUUUACGUUACCAUAUGUGAACAGCGUGAUAAGUUUCUUCUUGGACGAGGAGAGUAAAGUGGCAGUGUGUUGUUAUACAGACAUGGAAGAUGAAGAAAGGACCAAAAUCUACAUUGUUGGAGUGGAUCUUUAUAAAGAAGUCUAUAAAGAGGUUACAAAGGGAUCAAUUCUCAACUGGCCAUGUUUCGUCAGUUAUGCUCCAAAUUUGGUUCACAUUCAGAAAACCUCACCCAAAGGCAAAAAGAAAAUGAGAGAAAAGGAGGCACGGACGGGAGGCAAACUUGGCAAGAAGCCUUAACGCAAUCUGACGCGAAACUCAAAUCCAACGCAUAUCCAAAUUAUGUGGUGGAGUAAAGGAAGAUUGAAUCACUUCAACAUAUGUUAGAGAUUUACAAGGCUUACUUUGGUUAUGAGGGUAAAGCAAACACAAUUAUUUUGUAGUUCAUUUGACUUUGAGGAUCGGAUAAAUUCCCUAAUAGAUAUCAGAUUAACGCAAAAGGAAUAUAGUGAAAACACCCACAUUCACCGCAUGUGGAAUUUGCUUUUAAGGUUUCUUACAGAAUGACAGAGAUCACAAUGCUUGAAUGAA
Arabidopsis lyrata subsp. lyrata is the source of this 1538-nucleotide messenger RNA. Its product is annotated as putative F-box/kelch-repeat protein At3g17540. Bases 51 to 1247 code for a protein of 398 amino acids. Gene Ontology annotation, molecular function: protein binding. The record is from RefSeq and is a predicted model, not a curated record. The transcript is spliced from 2 exons. NCBI's taxonomy places the organism in Eukaryota, Viridiplantae, Streptophyta, Magnoliopsida, Brassicales, Brassicaceae.